AUGGUCACAGAUUCCCACAGCUCUCUGGCUGGGAGUCGAUGGCUGUUAAAGGAGGAGCUGGAGCAGUUACUAGUGGAGAAUAUCUCCGACCAUGACUAUGCUCGGUUCAUCCAGCUGAUGGAGAGGCUCUUGUCUUAACCCUACUGUUCCAUGGAGGAGGAGUUUGUGCAGCAAUACCGUCGACAACUGGAGGUUCAGUCCAGCAAGCAGGAGAUCCCCGCUCUCCAGCACAGUGAGGACGGAGUGGCCUUCAGCCAGGCUGACGGAAGGAGAAAAUCUUCUAAUGCCAGCAUCACACUCAGAGACCGGGGCUCUGGUCGCAUCAUCAUCAAUGGAAAGAAUUAUCUUCAGUACUUCCCUAUACUGCAGGACAGAGAGCAGCUGAUGUUCCCACUUCACUUUGUGGACAUGUUGGGAAGGUUUGAUGUGGAGGUCACUGUGGAAGGCGGUGGCUCUUCUCAGGCUGGUGCUCUGAGGCUGGCAAUUUCACGUGCAUUGCUUAGUUUUGUUUCUAGUAAAGAUGUAGAGUUCAUGAGGCAAGUAGGCCUGCUGACGUCCGACCCCAGAGUGAGAGAGAGGAAGAAGCCUGGCCAGGCUGGAGCCCGCAAGAAAUUUACCUGGAAAAAGCGCUAGAAAUUUAAAGCACGGUGGACCUGACUGGACUCCUCGGCAUGACAGCCACAAAUGUGUUUAAAUACAGGUUUACUGUACAAUUGCCCUCAUGCUGAACCUGCACUUCUAAAAUCUGCUUUUUGUGACCGAUUUCAUUUCAUUUUUCUCUACAUUAU
Molecule: messenger RNA, 788 nt
Organism: Trichomycterus rosablanca
Lineage: Eukaryota; Metazoa; Chordata; Actinopteri; Siluriformes; Trichomycteridae
Product: small ribosomal subunit protein uS9m-like
Biological process (GO): translation
Cellular component (GO): mitochondrial small ribosomal subunit; ribosome
Molecular function (GO): RNA binding; structural constituent of ribosome
Source: RefSeq, a predicted model, not a curated record